Molecule: messenger RNA, 198 nt
Organism: Laccaria bicolor S238N-H82
Lineage: Eukaryota; Fungi; Basidiomycota; Agaricomycetes; Agaricales; Hydnangiaceae
Exons: 2
Coding region: 1-198 (65 amino acids)
Molecular function (GO): transferase activity
Source: RefSeq, a predicted model, not a curated record
AUGUACACGAGACGAACGUUGGCCGCUUGGGAAUAUAUCUCCAAGCAAGGACUGUCAAAAAUGAAACAAAACCACAUCCACCUUGCACAAGGUCUUCCAGGGCAUAACGGCGUAAUAAGCGGUACACUCUCCCUCCCCUCCCUCUCUUUCACUCCUCCCCUUCUUUCUUUCUUUCUCUUCUUCCUCACAGCCAACUAA